This is a messenger RNA of Cryphonectria parasitica EP155, 219 nucleotides long. RefSeq lists its product as uncharacterized. Gene Ontology annotation, molecular function: zinc ion binding. NCBI's taxonomy places the organism in Eukaryota, Fungi, Ascomycota, Sordariomycetes, Diaporthales, Cryphonectriaceae. Bases 1 to 219 code for a protein of 72 amino acids. The record is from RefSeq and is a predicted model, not a curated record. The transcript has 2 exons.
AUGACUUUCAAAAAGAUCCGCUGCUCCUUGGCCGACUGCAAGGCCGAGGCCCAGCGCAUCGUAGGUGACUGCUCCUUUUGCGAGGGCCACUUCUGCGGCAAGCACCGCCUGCUCGAAGACCACAAGUGCGAGGGUCUAGAGGAUUGUAAGAAGGAGUCUCAUGACCGCCUCGUGGCCAAGCUGGAGAGCCAGAAGACGCGGGCUGUCAAGGUUAUUUGA